AUGUUACGUGGGUCCGGCGGGUGGCACUUCCUGAGUCGAGCCGGUGUUGCCGCCAUGUACGCGCACCGCCCAUACGGCAUCGGAGGCGGAGUCAAAGCGGCAAAAGGGGGCGGGCUCAUAACCGAGGCGGUGUUCCCUCAGCCUCAACAGCACCGGGCGCCGCUCCCCGCCCACCUGCUGUACCCAGGCCCCCGAGGAGCACGCUUUCAGCCACACCUGGUGCCGAUGCCGCCCCGCUGGCCGUCCCCCCGCGCCAACCCCCACGCGCACGCGGGCGCCAAGAAGAAGACGUGGAACUUCAUCCACGAGAAGAUGAGUUAUGACACUUUCUUCACCAUGAAGCGUCUCAUCGAGCGCUCGCGCCGCCCAGAUGAGGUCCUGCGCUGGCUUGCUCAGAACCCGGCCAAGAUCUCCCACAACCACUACGCCGUCGCGUUGCACAAGAUAGCUCAGCUGCUGCAGGUCCCUCCGCCGCCGCCUGCCGCUGAAGUUUUACCGCCGUGUGGCCGUCAGGUUCUAGAGCAACAGGACUUCCUGUCGCUGUGCGACGCUAUCGUCAACGACUGCCCCAACUUUGACAAUUUCAGCGUGGUCAACUGCCUCUACGCCAUCGCCGCACUUGGCCUCUCCGGCGACUGCGCGCUGGUGGCCGCCCUGGAGGCUGAAUGUCACGCCCGCUUGGCUCAUUUCAACCAAAAGGACGUGUCAAUGGUGUUCAGUUCCAGCGUCAAACUGCAUCCGGGCGGGCAGAACCCGCUGGCGGAGGCCUGCUUGCCGGGCCUGGAGAAGAACCUGGAGCGAGAGCACCACCCGCAGACGCUCUUCCUGCUGCUAUCCUACUACCGCCUGAAAUGGCGCUCUUUGUCAGUGCGGGAGGGAGACCGGGCAGCGCCCGACCCCCAGCGGGUGAUGGCCAACAGGAAGAUCUUGCGUGUGGUUAAACACACACUAGCCAGCGUCAGCGGCGUGCGCGACCAGGAAAUGGCACUGCUGGACGAGAUGUUGGCGGCGUGCGCUGGGGAAGCCGACAACAAAAGCUUGGAGUUCAUCUUCAGCUCACAACUCUUCUACCAGAACAGGCAGGAGAGGUUCAUCCGAAGCCUGGCAGAGGAGCUUCCCAAGAAGGAGGAGAGUCUGAGCGCUUCCACCAUGUCGCUGAUCUCCAAGUACGUGGCGCGCCACCGGCUUCGAGAGACGCCGCUACUCGACGUCAUUGCCAACUUCCUGGUCAGGAAGGCGGAGCACCUGGACAGCAAGGUGAUCCAGAAGCUGGUGUUUCCCUUCAGCAGGAUGAGCUACCGUCCGUCUGAUGAGGAGGAGUUCUUCCGAGUUCUGGAAGAGGUUCUGGAGUCCAAGGCGUUGAGCUCGCCUUUGGCCACCGUCAACAUCCUCAUGUCGCUCUUCCAACUAGGCCGCUUCCCGGGUGCCGUCCUGCACCAGGUUUUCUCUCCCGCCUUCAUCAGCAACGUCACCAACAGCCCCUACGCACUCAUCGUGCGCCGCUACCUCUCCUUGCUGGACGCAGCCCUGCAGCUGGAGCACCCCCAUUACCAGGGCCCCCGCCUGCACCCUGACCUUAAGGUGCUCAUGUUUCAUCACGCGCUCACCGCUGACGAGGUCAACCGCAAAUACAGUUAUAAAGGCGUCGUGGCGGAGGCUUUGCGGCAGCUUCUUGGAGAAGAAAACUACAAGCAGGAUCAAGUACUGCCUCCGGGAUACUACAUAGACUUCUUGCUCUGGAUGGACGCGUCGGGUCGGGUUCUUCCCAUCCAGUCGGACGGAGCUUCGGCGGACGACAUCCACGAGUUGUCAACUUCCUUCGCCGCGCUGGACGCUGGCACCUGGGAGGUGACUGUGGGCACCACCGAGCCUGGAGGAGCCCCCUCGGACUUUGGACAACAGUACUACGUUACCGGCUCCGAGUACCUCUCCGAGGAGCGCUUGUCAGACAGCAGGGAAAGCUCCACGCUUAGCAGCCCGCCCUCUGAUGGGCCGCCGCCCCCGCCUGGAGACCCACCCUCCACAGCUGGCGCUGCUACACCUAACUCCCUCUUCCAAUUCUCCGUCGGGAACAUCUCUGAAAAUGAGGCAAGUGCAGGAACUCCCGGGGAGCUUCAGUCUACACCUUUCUACGAGGCAGGGAGGCCUAGCGACGGCUCCGCGCCCCAAGGAGAGGCUCCAUCGCCGCCCCUUGCAGAAGAGAAGCAAAUAAGGAGGCUGGUGAUCUCAGUGAACGACAAGUGGCACUACUGCCACAACUCCUGCAUCCUGGUGGGCUCUCGCGCCAUGAGGGACCGCCACUUGAGGUUAUUGGGCUACGCCAUCCUGCAGCUACCCUUCCACGAGCUGGAGAAGCUGAACGGAAUCGAAGAGGUCAAGACGUAUCUCCGCGCUAAACUCCAAGACGGCCCGUCAUGA
Molecule: messenger RNA, 2418 nt
Organism: Nerophis lumbriciformis (worm pipefish)
Lineage: Eukaryota; Metazoa; Chordata; Actinopteri; Syngnathiformes; Syngnathidae
Source: RefSeq, a predicted model, not a curated record